UUAUUGCUGGAGAAGGAGAAAAGUGCCCCGUAUCCUUUCAGGACUCUUGGUCUUUUGGGCGCGACAGAAAUCGACUGAGGGAAGAGGGAGGAAAAUGCCCUGGAUCCCUGCAGGAUUAAUUUAUUCAAAAAGGAAAUAAUAGAAAAAGAAUCAACAUGCAAAAGUCUUGUGAAGAAAAUGAAGGAAAACCACAGAACAUGCCAAAGGCUGAGGAAGACCGCCCUUCGGAAGAUGUACCACAGGAGGCAGAAGGAAAUCCUCAACCUUCCGAAGAAGGUGUAAGCCAGGAGGCAGAAGGAAACCUUAGAGGAGGGCUGAUUCAACCUGGCCAGGGACUUAAAGAGGACACUCCCGUUAGGCAUUUGGACCCUGAAGAAAUGAUUGGAGGAGUAGAUGAGUUGGAAAGGCUUAUAGAAGAGUUAAGAAGAGUAAGAAACAAAUUUGUGAUGAUGCUUUGGAAGCAAAGACAUUCACGCAGCCGUCCUUAUCCUGUGUGCUUUAGGCCUUGAAUUCUUUUUUUGUCUGAUAUUAAAAUCUGGCCCCUGCUUUCUUUCUGUUAGCA
Messenger RNA from Equus quagga, 562 nucleotides. It is a transcript of the gene TCEAL8, whose product is annotated as transcription elongation factor A like 8. The transcript has a single exon. The record is from RefSeq and is a predicted model, not a curated record. NCBI's taxonomy places the organism in Eukaryota, Metazoa, Chordata, Mammalia, Perissodactyla, Equidae. The coding region runs from base 156 to 509 and encodes 117 amino acids.